Aspergillus terreus NIH2624 is the source of this 2712-nucleotide messenger RNA. RefSeq lists its product as uncharacterized. Gene Ontology annotation, molecular function: DNA binding; nitronate monooxygenase activity; zinc ion binding. NCBI's taxonomy places the organism in Eukaryota, Fungi, Ascomycota, Eurotiomycetes, Eurotiales, Aspergillaceae. Gene Ontology annotation, biological process: regulation of DNA-templated transcription; DNA-templated transcription; response to xenobiotic stimulus. The coding region runs from base 1 to 2712 and encodes 903 amino acids. The record is from RefSeq and is a predicted model, not a curated record. The transcript has 2 exons.
AUGUCUUUAACCCCUGCACAAUACAAGCGCAAGCGUUCUCGGGUUGCUUGUGAGCCUUGUCGCGAGCGGAAACGGAAAUGCGACGGAGACAUUCCCUGUUCCACAUGCACCAGUUGGGGCUACGACUGUCACUACGCAUCCCAGAGACGGACGAAAUAUGCAACUCCAGGUGCUGUAGCUCAGUCUGGUAGCUCCCCGAUAGAGACGCCACAUAUCCCGACUACAUCACAUGCCAGUGACUUCACCGAGUCCCUGGAGGCGAACUCUGGCGCAGCGUUUGUGAGGAAGAUCGCGCUGAAAGUCGAUCCGGCCAAUGCUCCGAAAUUGAACCUAUUCAGUUGGAAUAUCGGUACUAGAAAACUCCCCUCCGGACUGGGGACUGUCUCUGUGGUACCUAUUGUCGAUCUCGUCUCUCUUGCUGAAAUGCAAUCGCUGGCAAAUGUUUAUUUCACCAAGGUGGAUCCAUGCUACGGCUUCAUAGAUUCGGCCGUAUUUUUCGCACGCCUGGAUGCCCGUUGGAGAUCUUCUUCGCCCAAUGAUGCUUAUGACAGUGUACUGGCUGGUGUGGCAGCCCUGGGCUUGUUGUUCUCCGAACGGAGUAUCAAAAUAACGGAGGUGUGCUUAAUAGAGCUGGCGCGCUCCAUUGUGGAUUCACAUCUCAGCCGCGAACCUCCCUCGCUGGACGUCGUAACAGCAUGGGCUCUUCGAGUGGUCUACUUGCGCAUGACGUCUCCGCCAUAUCCGGCGUGGAUAGCAAGUUCUACCUUGAUUCAUCUGAUCGAAGCGGCAAAGCUGCAUCAGGAUUCAUCAAACGAAACAGGAAGUAAUGCGCGAUGUGAUCCUGAUAUUCGGAAAAGACUCGUGGGGGUAUCGCGGCACUUAAAUCUUUGGAUAUCCUACGAUCUUGGUCUUUCUAGAGUUUCUUAUCCCAAUGACUCAUUGGUGCUCCCUUCCCCGAGACCCGGUGACUUCACGGUGGAAAUCCUCAGCCUUUUGGAUGUGUCUGCGAGCCUGAGCCCGGAGAAGGAAAACAACGACAAUGACCUCAGGGUGGCUCUAUUGCGUACACUUAAUGGAAACCACACGCAGCCACCGUCCAUUCUUGGCCAGUGCAAUCUUGUGCUUUGCCUUCUUCGCCGUCUACGCAUGACAAACAUCACUGCCUCGUCCGAAACGAUGAUGCAGAUCCUCAAUCUAUUUGGAAGAGCGCUGGAUUCUGCCCGGACCAUGCUUGCAACUUGUUGUCCCUGGCAUCAUGUAGCCAACGUCCCAUUCCAGAUGAUCACUGUCCUCCUCGAAAUGGAUACUAGUCCCGCAUUGGCAAUUCUCCCCAAUGCAUUACAGACCCUGAAACUUGUUGCGUCCACGUAUGACACAGACACGAUGCGAGACGCAUACAGUACAGCCCGUCUCCUGAUAACGCUUUACCAACGGCGCAGGACGGAGGACACUAAAUUGCUGAGCCAUCUCUUGAACGAUCACAAUCAGGAUCCCAUCUCGGCGCCACUUCAUCGACAGAUAGUCCCGAAUCCCGACGAGGUCUCUUGGCUGGAGGGUUUGGUUGCUGACGUUCCGACGCUGCAGGGAGUGGAUCUCUAUGAGUUUCUGCAAGCCGACAUGGCUCGACUAUCCCAGGAUUCGGAGAUUCUAAUCUCCCAUUCCUAUCCAUGGGUCUCGAGCCCAUUCAUUGUUGGGGCGCCGAUGCGGGUGAUGUCAGGCCCCUCACUGGCAGUCGCUGUCUCUCGCAGCCGUGGUCUCGGUUUCAUAGGCCCCGGAAUCAAAACGGAAAAUACUGCCCGUGACCUUGAGGAGGCGUCUCGAUUGGUGGAACAGCUUCGCUCUUCCUCUGUCUUCGCCGAGACCUCUCCUUUUAAUUCUAUGCUGCCUAUCGGUGUUGGUUUCCAACUCUGGAGUGAUGACAUGGACGUCGCUGUCGCUGCCAUCGCCAAAUUCAAACCUUGUGCAGCAUGGUUGUUUGCUCCUCGUGGAGGACAAAGCGAUUUUGAUACUUGGACACGGUACAUCCGCGACGCUUCCCCUGAAACCCAGAUCUGGAUCCAGAUCGGUACCGUGUCGGAGGUUAAACAGCUUCUGACUAGCACAGAACGACCUGAUGUGGUCGUAGUGCAGGGCGCCGAAGCGGGCGGUCACGGCCGAGCAGAUGACGGAAUGGGGCUUAUGACGCUGCUCCCCGAAGUUGCAGAUACACUGGCUGGGUCAGAUAUUCCCCUUUUUGCUGCGGGUGGCAUUGCAGAUGGCCGCGGAGCCGCAGCAGCGCUGUGCCUUGGGGCCUCGGGUGUUGUUAUGGGUACGCGAUUCCUUGCAGCCAAGGAGGCCCGUAUUAGCAAUGGAUAUCAGGGGGAGAUUGUGCGCGCCAGUGAGGGGGCCGUGGCAACGACCCGGACGACCCUGUAUAACCAGCUGCGAGGAACGCACGGGUGGCCGUCAGAGUAUAGCCCGCGGACUAUCAUCAACAGAUCGUUUGUUGAGCACAAAGCGGGAAAACCUUUCGACGAGUUGAAGGAGCUCCAUGACCAAGCUCUCAAGGCUGGCGACAGCGGCUGGGGUCCGGAUGGAAGACUCGCUACCUACGCCGGUGCCGCUGUUGGCCUGAUUCAUGAGGUAAAGGAUGCUGAGAGUAUUGUUUACGAGGUGCGGGACGAAGUUUUGAAGCUUCUUUUGUCCCCGGGUGAAGUACGGAACAACUUAUAG